AUGCUUGGAAAUUAUGAAGAAUAUUUUCAAAUGAGGGUUGAUGCAACUUGUAAAAUUGGUCUUUCACCAUUGCAGAAGUGCACUUUUGCUAUUUGUAUGUUAGCAUAUAGAUCUUCUGCUGACAUUGUAGACGAAUAUGUUCGAAUUGGUGAAAGUACGUCAAUUGAGUGCUUAGAGAGAUUCGUAAGGGGCGUGAAUGAGGUAUUUGGGGCCGAGUAUUUGCGAAGGCCUAAUAACAAUGAUGUUGAACAUCUUUUACAAAUGGGGGAGUCGCGUGGAUUUCCAGGCAUGCUAGGUUCCAUUGAUUGUUCGAACAAUGACAUUGAUGUGUUAAACCAAUCCAAUGUGUUUAAUGAUAUUUUGGAAGGACGUGCUGCUAGUGUGCAAUAUACAAUCAAUGGAUCUCCAUAUAAUAUGGGAUAUUAUUUAGCGGAUGGUAUAUAUCCUGAGUGGGCUACAUUUGUCAAAACCAUUUCGAUGCCGCAAGGAGUAAAGAGAAAACUAUUUGCACAACACCAAGAAUCAGCUGGAAAGGAUGUGGAACGGGCAUUUGGAGUGCUUCAAUCUAGUUUUGCAAUAAUACGUGGUCCAACGCGUGCUUGGUACAUGAAACCCUCAAGCAUACCAUAUAUGCUUGCAUCAUAUUGCACAACAUGA
Vicia villosa (hairy vetch) is the source of this 657-nucleotide messenger RNA. RefSeq lists its product as uncharacterized. Bases 1 to 657 code for a protein of 218 amino acids. The record is from RefSeq and is a predicted model, not a curated record. The transcript has 2 exons. Lineage: Eukaryota; Viridiplantae; Streptophyta; Magnoliopsida; Fabales; Fabaceae.